AUGAAGGUUGACUUCAAGAGCAUCUUCCCAGCGAUAACUGCCUUCAUCGCGUUCAUCCUCACGCUGCUGUGUCUCUUCGCGGGAUCUCAGAAGGCUCUCUUGGAUAAUGCGGAUCUCCUCACGCUGUACACCCCCGAAGGCAACUCGGACACGACCCACAACUUCUAUUCCGUCCAUGUCAUGUCAUACUGCCAAGGCGUCCUGGGCACGGUGGACGCCGGUGAGACGAGCGUUGCACGCAACGUGACCGAGUGCUCGAGCCGCACGCUUCUGUUUGCUUUCAACCCGACCGAUGCUUGGCCCGAGGAGAUCACCCACGGACCGACGCUAGAGUGGCCGCGGGUGAUCAGCGACGACUUCAACGCUUUCAGUUUCACCAGCCGAUCCAUGGCAGUUUUCUAUAUUAUCGGAGUAGGUGCAAUCGGAUUUGCUUUGGUGUCUCGCUUGUCGUCGGUCAUCACUCGCAAAGCACAGACGGGUCCAUUUGAGUUUGGGUUCAUGGUGCUCGGUGCGUUGAGUAUCAGCAUCGCGUCCAUCAUCGCGACGGUGAUUGCCUUUGAGUUCGUCGCGCUGAUCAACGCGCACGGCGAUGGUUCGGACGUGUCAGCACAGUACGGCGAGAAGUUCCUCGGGAUGACCUGGGCUUCGACGGCGUUGCUGCUAGUAGGAAGUAUCAGCUGUUUCGUCAAUGUCUUUGUCCGAGGCUAUGAAGAGCAGGAGCCGGCAAUGCCCGCCGGGAAAGAUGAGGAGGAGGGCUGA
Molecule: messenger RNA, 759 nt
Organism: Penicillium maclennaniae
Lineage: Eukaryota; Fungi; Ascomycota; Eurotiomycetes; Eurotiales; Aspergillaceae
Product: SUR7/PalI family protein
Exons: 3
Coding region: 1-759 (252 amino acids)
Biological process (GO): fungal-type cell wall organization
Cellular component (GO): plasma membrane; cell cortex of cell tip
Source: RefSeq, a predicted model, not a curated record